Molecule: messenger RNA, 564 nt
Organism: Maudiozyma saulgeensis
Lineage: Eukaryota; Fungi; Ascomycota; Saccharomycetes; Saccharomycetales; Saccharomycetaceae
Source: the annotation of a GenBank genome assembly
AUGUUUUCUCUAUCUCAAAGAGUACAAUAUAUUGGAAAUUUUUCCAUGACCAUUGGUUUGGUCAUAAUUGCCCUUAUUAUUGGUUCCUCUCAUUUUGAUUUGUUUCAAAAAGAUAUCUUGAGAAAUAGUCAAGCUGCUAUUGCUAACAUUAAACCAAUUGUAGGGCUGAGAACAAGUAGGUUCUACGGUGCUUCUAAUGGUAAUCCAAAAGAAAAUACAAGAAUUGCAUUUGAUUUAAAUACAGAUUUAUCAGGAUUGUUCAAUUGGAAUACUAAACAAGUCUUUGUUUAUUUAACAGCAGAAUAUAAUAAUACUGAAAAGGGUACUGUCAACGAAGUAACCUUCUGGGAUGCUAUAUUACCUGAUGCUGACCAUGCUAUAAUUAAAUUGGAAAAUGCUAGAUCUAAAUAUUCAGUAUGGGAUUAUGCAGGUGAUUUAAGUGGAAAGGAUUUGCAAUUUAAAUUACAUUGGAAUGUCCAACCACACAUUGGUCCAUUGAUGUAUGGUGUCGCUCAAGGUGAUGAUGUUAUAGUUAAUAUCCCAAAACCUGAAUCAAAAGUAUAG